CAGUAGUUGUAGACGCCCGCCCCUGCCUCAGAGAAGAGAUAACCACAUUCAAUGAAUAAAUACAGCUUUUUAUACAAGGCAUCUGUGGAGUAAUGCUACAGUUUGAGUAGUGAAAGACUUCACAUUAUGAGGUGAAUGGGAGUAGAGUAUUGGACAAAAAAAAUAAAUGUUGUAAUCUCUGCAUCAUGGUGUCUUAGCUUCCUGGUUGUUGCACAGGCUCACUAUUUGCAGAUGGUUCAUAUAGAGAAACUAAAGCAAUUAAUGGGUGAAUAUGAUCAGAUUUCUCCACCAAGUCCUUGGCCUGAUAAGGAGAAUCCCUUUUUGUCAACCUAAUGAAGCAUUCAAAGAAGUCAUCUGACUCUUUUCAAGAUGAACUCGAAGAUUAUAUUAAAGUACAGAAAGCCAGAGGCUUAGAGCCAAAGACUUGUUUCAGAAAAAUGAGAGAGGACUAUUUGGAAACCUGUGGGUACAGAGAAGAGGUUGAUUCCAGACACAGGUAUAGAAUGUUUGAUCAAAGACUCCCAUCUGGAACUAUGCAGACCUACCCAAGAUCAUGCAAUAUUUCACAAAAAGUAGAAAACCGUUUGCCUCGGUGGUUACCAACUCAUGACAGCAAGCUGAGACUAGACUCUCUGGGCUACUGUCAAUUCACCAGGGACUGUUUCUCAGAAAAACCAGUGCCCCUGAACCUUAGUCAACAAGAAUAUAAUUGUGGUUCAUACAAUGUAGAAUCCGGAGUUCACAAGCACCUCUCCUUAGAACACAGUACCAGUGCCCCUCAAACCAGUCGUAAACAGAUACAUCAGAAGAGGAAAAGGCACCCAGAGGAAGGCAGAGAAAAAACAGAGGACGAACGGCCCAAGCAUAAGAAUAAAAGAAGUUCUGAGGAAAUGGAUUCAGACAAACAUAAGAGCAUCCAAAGUAAAAAAACAAAGGUGGAAACAGAAACUGUACAGGUCAGUACAGAAAAGCUUAAGGAUCGAAAGGAGAAAAAAAACCGAGGUGCAUCCUCUAAGAAAGAGGACCGUAAGCAUAGAAAAGAGAAAAAGGAACAUGGCAAAGAAAGUACAGAGGAGGAAAUGCUUUGGGACCAGUCUAUCCUUGGAUUUUGAAGUUAAAUUGAAAAAAAUAGUUGGAACCUGGUUAUAUGAUGUUCAUGUUCUUACCACUUUUCUUAUGUGAGCAGAUACUUUUAAUUUCUAACAAAGGCCAAGUGAACAUGAAGUAUUUAGUAUACUUGCU
This is a messenger RNA of Castor canadensis (American beaver), 1242 nucleotides long. RefSeq names its product lysine-rich coiled-coil protein 1-like. The record is from RefSeq and is a predicted model, not a curated record. NCBI's taxonomy places the organism in Eukaryota, Metazoa, Chordata, Mammalia, Rodentia, Castoridae.